Messenger RNA from Pomacea canaliculata, 351 nucleotides. RefSeq names its product 30S ribosomal protein S11-like. The record is from RefSeq and is a predicted model, not a curated record. The transcript has a single exon. The coding region runs from base 1 to 351 and encodes 116 amino acids. Lineage: Eukaryota; Metazoa; Mollusca; Gastropoda; Architaenioglossa; Ampullariidae.
AUGGGAAACAGACAUGGCGGCGAAAAGGCAAAGGAGGAGAAGAAGCAGAAGAAGAAGAAAAAGGAGAAGAAGGUGAAACCCCGAGGCAAGCGGAAACAAGCGAAUUCGGACGUGGACUUGGACAUGGAGUCCAGCCAUGUCUCGCGGGCCGACUCGGAGUCCAUGGUGUUCCACUCGGCCGAGAACCUCAGCCCCUACCUUGACGCCUCCACGCGCUCACAGGAAGGAGUUGCGAGUGCGGGUUUUUAUGACAACGACUCUGUGGUGUCUUCCUCUGAUUUUCCACGACGGAUUUUCCAUCGAAGCGUGUUUGCCAGCAGACCUGGUGAUGGUUUCGAGGAAAGCAGGUGA